AUGGCGGCCGCUGCGCAGCUCACGCAGGCGAUGACGCUAAAGAAGAACACUGUCGACUACAUCCCCAGCAAACUGGCGUACGACACAGCUAUUCCUGUUACCAUUCUAGAAGAUCGCAGCGACUUCAUCAAGAAAUGCAAACCCUACGACAUCAUUGAUGGACCGAAUCCACUCGAUGAGCCAGAGGCAACGGAUACUACGCGGCCGCAGGCGCAGUCUGCCCUUGUGUCGCCAGCGCCAGAGGUGAAGAAGUCGGAGCGCUCGUCAGGGCGCCCCAACCGCAAACUUCACUACUCGGCACUGAAGGCCGAAAAGCCGCACGCCGUCAAGCGGGAGAGAGACACUGAAGAAGGGCAGGAUGGGCCUGUCGUUGUAUUCACCCGACCGUCACGACACGGAUGGGCAGCGGAGCGUCUGGUGCAACAUCGACCGUAUCAGUUGGUGCGGUCGAACGAUAUGGAGACGCGUGUGCGGUAUGUUCUGGAUGAUGUCGACUACGAUUGGUGCGAGCGUCAUAACAUUUCUCCGGAGAGCCUGCAGCGCGGCGUGACUUACCUCGAGUGGGGGUACGUUUCCUCGCUCCUCCGGGCCGCGACGCCGCAUGUUGCCACUCCCAAAGACGCAGGCACCGUCGUCACUGAGUCUGUUGUCACCGGACACGGUGACGGGCACCACUCGUUGAGUACACUGUCUUCGUCUCUCGUUGGUGCCGCCGCGGCAGGCAACGGAAGGCAUACGACCUCAAGACGGCAGAACGGCAAGGACAAGACUAGUGCUGGGGAUGCUGCAAUGUGCUUGUGCGCCUUGUGCUCCAAGCCGGUGCAUCUGCUGACGUCGCAGCCGCGGUCUGGUGCACUGGAACCUAGUAAAGGCAGUGCCAACGCUCUCCGGAAACGAGGAGGCGAAACAACGCACUCGACUGGUGCGCUCUCGUCAUCACCGACUGCACGAGGCGGCGCGAGGGUAGGCGGCGGCCAUGCACGGGGCAUGUCUUCCCCGCAACCGUCGGGUCUCGCGCUGCCCACUAACAAGGCAUUCGGCGAUGCGUCGGCAGGGAUCGUGUCUCCGUCGCACAACCUUCCGAGCAAAGGACUCAGGUGCAGCAACUGCGGUGUCGCCGCGCAUUUGCGCUGCUGGUUUUUCUCAGAACCGCCGAAGCUACCAGAAGCAUGGAUAUGCGACGGCUGCACCAUUUACGCCCAUCACCGCAAGCGAAGCGCAGGUGUGUGCUGCAUGUGCGGCCGCGCCGGUGGGGUGCUUCUGCCCUAUGUCUCUUCGGCGCUAAAGGACGACAGUGACGCUGUCGAGCCUGGGCCACCGCAGACGCCCGCUUUCCACGGCCUCUCGUCGGCGGCUGCGCUGUUCGACACGGUCUGCCAUGCUGUGUGUGCUUUGAGCAUACCGGAGCUGGCUGUGCGCCCCCAGGUCACCGGUCUGCGACGCAACGGACUCGUCGAUGUGCAGAUGCGCCCGUACAUCUGCGCACUUCGCCGUGUUGGCAAACACAAGUACGCCAUGAAUUGCCAGUUUUGUCAGCAUGUAAGUGGCCGAUGUGUCCAGUGUUCACACCCGCAUUGCUUUGAGACGAUGCAUGCGUCCUGCGCAGCCGAAGCGCACACCGUGGAGUGCCAAGCUGAGUUGCUCUGCCUCCCUGCGGCUGCCAGUCCACGCAGCACGAGCGGCGGCGCACGAGGUGGCGAAUCGACUUCAGACGCCACCACCCAGCCUGUUUCGCUGGGCAGUUCACUGAGCUCCACCCUGAUGGGCACUGCCAACUGGACUAGCUGCUCGCCCUACUGUAGGAAGCACUACGGCUACUCCGUCGGGAACUCCGUCGGGUCUGCUGAGUUAGGCCGCAAGGCGGAGGCGGAGGCGCUGGCGCUGGACUUGACCGGGCUGCUUACGGGCGGCGAUGGAGUCACGUCGCCUGUGGUGCGCAAGCGUGGCCGCGGACGGCCGCCGGCGGCGCUGGUGAAGCAGCGAGAAGCAGAGCGCGACCUUAUUUUGAAGCUUCGCGCCUACUGGCUUGAACGCCGCGAGCAGCGCCGCCAGACAUCGGCGCAGCUCGCCAGUGAAAUCAAUGCACGUGUGCGGCCGAUUGUCGAGGCAUCGUUGCGGCCGGAGAUCGUCAAGAUUUCGGCGGAGAAAGUUCGACUUUCACACUUCCUCAGUCUCGUGCCGGAGUGGCAGUGUCAGCUCGUCGCCAUCGUCGAAGGCGAGCUGCCGCUGCCGGACGAGGAGUACGACGACGUGCAGAAGUUCCGAAAAGCGGCCCACACGCGUCGGUCCGGCAACACGCGCAGUUUGUACGACAAAAUGUGCGCAGCCACCGUGCAGCUUGGUCUGUUGUGCCGAGUGGCGGAGGCGAUAAAGGAGCAGUGCAGACUUCGGCGCACGAGCGUCGAGCAGGAGCUGGCGGCGCUCCGAAUUCUCAGUAGGUGGCAGUAG
Molecule: messenger RNA, 2448 nt
Organism: Leishmania mexicana MHOM/GT/2001/U1103
Lineage: Eukaryota; Euglenozoa; Kinetoplastea; Trypanosomatida; Trypanosomatidae
Exons: 1
Coding region: 1-2448 (815 amino acids)
Biological process (GO): regulation of transcription by RNA polymerase II
Source: RefSeq, a predicted model, not a curated record